Molecule: messenger RNA, 6177 nt
Organism: Corvus hawaiiensis (hawaiian crow)
Lineage: Eukaryota; Metazoa; Chordata; Aves; Passeriformes; Corvidae
Gene: LEKR1
Product: leucine, glutamate and lysine rich 1
Exons: 12
Coding region: 2567-4507 (646 amino acids)
Source: RefSeq, a predicted model, not a curated record
UUUGGUCCUGGGUGAGGUCGGGUGUUGGGUUUCCUCGCUCUUUGUGCGGUGUAAUUACAGUAAUUCUAUAGGAGCCCUGCAGAGGAGCACCUGAGUCUGUGCCGGUGUUGUCGCUGCAGGUGAGUCUUGGAGAACACCUCGCCCUGUGCCGUGUUGUCACUGCAGGUGAGUCUCAGAUUUCCCCUGUUCUGACAUGUUUUGCUGCCGGGAGUCUGGAAGGACUGCAGAGCAUGACACGUUCCAGAGGAGUAUCAACACACAGAGGCAUGGAAUAUUCCCCGUCAUCUUCUUCCCUCGUAUCUUUGUGUGUUCUUUUGUUUGGGAGACAGAUUAUUGCCAGUGUAACAGUGCUGCUGUUUAUAUGGCUCAGUUUAGGAGGAGGCUCCGCUCAAGUGGAACAGGAGUCACUUUUUGUAGCACUAUCAGGUUUUCACUCUGGCAGUACAACAGCCAGCUGUCCUCAUUCCCCUGUCUGCAGCUCAUAAUUGACAAGUCAUUUAAAGGCUUUGUGUACUCAGGCUGGAGAAAUUCUCCCUGAAUUAGUCCAGGAAACUGUUCAGACAAUUUCUGAGAAUUCAAGGAUGCCUAAGACAGACAAAGAAAGGGAAAAGGAAUACUUACCCUUAAGAAAGAGAAAGGGAAGAAACUGGGACGCUUUCGGACUCAUGAGCAGCUGUUUUGGUAGCAGGAAGGAUCCCAGUAAGUUUUUUAUUUAGCAGUUAGUUUUUUAGGCCCAACAGGGUAAGGUGGCCAGCAAAAAUCAGUGUAAGCUUCUCACAGAAACAGUUGUACCAAACUGUUGGAUGAGGGAAUUCUUCUGGAGCUGGUUACUGCUUAAUAUUUCCUUUAGUGACUUAAAGCUGCAGUUUGGUGGCACUUGAACCUGUUUCGUGUUUGGAUCUGUUCCCGAGCCAGUUCCUGAUCCAUGUGCUAGGCAUAUGCUGGCACAAGGAGGGAGCAGCAGCCAGGGCAGGCACAGAAGGGCAGUGACAUUCAUUCUGCCAGCAGCAGUGUCAGUGUCUGAUGGUUAUAAUGGAGCCAGGAUCUUGGAUUACAAUAAGGAAUACACUGGUGCCAGUCAGGGAGGGGUGUGAGCACUCUGGGAACAGCAUUAAACUCCAUAUUCUUAGAAAAAAUAAGGCAUUUAAAAUGAAUCCAAUGCAUUGAUAGAAAAUCCACAAUAACCUCCUAGCAGUGAGGUCUGUAAUCAGGCCGUAAGCAGAAUAAUAUUAACAAAGGGAUGUUACACAGAAGGAGUCUGUUAAUGUAUUAGUAGUUUUAAUAGAUCAAUAAUUGUAAUAGGAAUCACAUGUGAAACUUGGGUCUUCAUUGUCCUGCUGUUCAGGGCUGCUGAGGUUUCAGUUCUGAGCUGCAGGCUUUAAAAAUAAUACUGUGACUGAUGGGAAUUUAGAAAAGAGCAAAAAUAGUAAGGAGCUUAAAAAUCGUGUUUCUUAGAGAGGAUAAUAGAGCUGGGUUUGCUCAUUCUGGAAAAUAUUUGAGGGCACAGUACCUGCUCACAGGUGGAGGGAGAUGGUGGUUCCUUUCCAGGUGAAAAUGAGUCUUUUCCUCACCUUUCUAGAUGUGGUUUGGUUGAAUGCUCUGAAACUCUGGAGCAGCUCACCCAGGGAGUUGUGGAAUUCUCCCAGUGGGACUGUGGGAUCAUCUUUUCCCUCAGAGUAGAGGAUGGGGCCAGCAAUCUCUGGAGAUCCCUCCUGGGUACAUGUUUAAUAAAAACUCUGGUGCAGAAGACACAGAAUUUCCAGAGAUGUACAUGGAUAGACUUCUGCUGCUGUCCCAUCCUCCAUGUGACACGUGUGAGCUCCAAGGCAACGACAGCCCAGGAUUUGGGAUGAGAAAGUGUCGGGGUUUUACACAUCCUGUGCUGUUGCUCAUCUCCUCCUCAGCUGACUCGUGUUGUAGCUGCAGCAUCGUUACAAGAUACUACAAGUCAUUCUCACAAUUUCCUGUCCUUGUAUCUCCUGUCUUUCCUGUGCACAUGUUCUCAGUCCCUUCCCAUUCUCUGCUGCUCAGAUUUAAUAGCCUCUCUUUUGGAAUCUCUCUUUCAGCUCGCUCCUGACACAGCCGAACUUGUGCCAGCUGUGGUUUGCUCUGCCAGACGGAGCACGUGCUCCCAAGAUGGGUUUGCAGGCCAAGGGAACACGUGUGUGUGCAGGGAGCAUGUCAGGCACUGUGACUGCGGCCCAGAGUGAGAGAUAUUCCCGUGCCAGGCGCUGGUUUGGGAUGGAUGCUGGAGGCUGGGUUGUGGUGCUCACAGGGGAUCCAGGAGCUGCCUCACAGGGCAGGGUGCAGAGCUCUCAUUGUUCCUCUCCGUGGAGCUUCACCAGCUGCUUAUCGAGGCUUUAUUUUAAAGGAAGUUUUAGUCUAGAGGGAAAGAGAUUUCUUGGCAUUUUGUUAAGGGAAUGAUGGAUGGGAAGGGACAUUGGUUCUUCAUGUUCUGAUCUAAUUUGCCUCAGAGAAUUGUGUAAAAACUUUUACAUGUCCCUGCUUUCUUCUCUCUCUCAUUCCUUCUGCUCUCACACCCGUUUCACAACAGAUUCAUUGCAAGAUGGGUGCUAAAGGAAAAAACCAAAAUCACCAGAUGCCCCGGGAGCAGACAGUGUGCAAAUACUGCGGAGUCAGCUACCUGACACUCCACGAGUUUAAGGUGAUGGAAGACAAAGUAAAAGCAAUGGAGAAGGAGAUUAAAGUUUAUAAAGGAAGUCUAGAACGGGAGCAAAGGCUUCAGGCAGAAUUGCAGGCUCUUCACCAUGACCUUGAGCGCUGUCGAGCUGAGAGCGAAUCCAAAACAGAAAGGAUAAAAACCCUAACAGUGGAACUUAAAACCAAGCAGGAGGAGAUGAAAACCGUGAAAGCUGAUCUGCAGUAUUUCCAGGAGGAGAAGGAAGCUGCCUACAAGCAGUCACAGGUCCUCAGAAAUACCUUGGAACACCACUGCUCCACUCUGAACAAGGCUGUCUCACUGUUCCCUUUCAUUAGAAGUGAAUUAGACAGUGUUAAAGAGGUCAUCUCCACCAACCUGGAGAACUUUGCUGCCAUGAAGGAAGAAAUUUCUCUGCAAAUAAAAGCCAUGAGUAAAGAAGCUCUGACAGAAAUACCCAAAUUGAACCAAAGAUUGGCAAAAUCCCAGCGGGAGAACGAGUGUCUCCAGGAGAAGGUCAAACACCUCACUGGAGUGGCUGACACAGUCGAGCUGAAAACUCAACAGCUCCAAACUUCCCUUCAGCAGGUGAACGAGCUGCAGAGCCGGUGCCGUGAGCUACAGAAGGAAACUCUGGAUUUAACAAAUCAGGUGGAGGCAACUGGCCUGCAGCUGCAGAAGGUGACAGCAGAGAUGGACCACUACAAGAAGCUGUUACUGGUGAAGUCAACAGAACUUGAUGUCUGUCAAAAUGAACUGAAAAAGAUCAAAUAUGAAAAUGGAAUUGCUGAGGCCAGACUUACAAAAGAGCUGAAGGAAAAGGAGGAAUCCCUUCUCAUUUGCCAACAAGUCUGCAAACAUUUACAGGAGGAAGUGGCCGAGAAAGAAAGGAAAGAGGAAGAUCUGAAGAGAAGAACUGGGAGAUCAGAGAGUGAGCUGGAAACCCUGAAAGCUCUCCUGAGCCAAACAGAGCAGGAGCUGCUGAUGCUGAAGCAGGAAAGGGAGCUGCUGCUGGUGUCGCAGCAGAGCAGGACGGAGCAGCUGCAGGAGGCGCUGAGGCAGAAGGUGCGGAGUGAGGACUCCUGGAGGGACAAGCUGGAAAUGGACCUGGCCAAAGGGGAGGCUCGGCACAAAGAAGCAAUUCUGAAAGUCAGGGAAGAGGCCAGAGUGGAGCUGGACCUGGAGAGACAAAAACAGCAGGAACUGAUCACAAAAUAUCAGAGAGAACACGAGGAGCUCCAGCAGAAGAUCCCAGGUUUAAUAUCUAGUGCCACCAAGAGCUUGAGGAUGGAGACGGAAAUUCUGGAGAAGAAGCUCCAAGAUGCCCAAAUGAAACUGGCAGAGAAAGAUGGAGACAAGGAAAAAGAAAUCCAGAGCCUUAAAAGGCUCAUCAGUGAGCUUGAAUUCCAGCUGACCAUGGAAAAGAGCAACAAUGAAUCAUUCCUGGAUAAACUGAGGAAAGAAAUUAAGCACAAGUCAGAUGAACUGGAAAAAUUAACCCAGGAGAGGACACAGCUGAUUCACAGUUUGAAUCAAGUUCAAGAGGAGAAUGCCCUGCUGCAGGACACGGUGCGCCGGGAGUGCGAGGAGCGCUUCGAGCUGACGGCGGCGCUGGGCCGGGCCCGGGAGCAGGUGCUGGAGCUCCGCAGGCUCAGCGGGACCCUGCCGGCCUCGCCGCGCUCCCUCCCCGCCGGGGAGCUCCGCCUGUCCGGGCACUUCGGAACGGCCAGGGCCGCCAGGGGCCCCGGCUCCAUGGAUCCCAUCCCUCCCAAGGGAAGGGCGGCCUCGCUGAGCGAGCCCCGGAGCCGGGUUCUUGCCGGGAUGAGGCGCCGGCCGAGCCAGCUCUGACAGCUCCACCUGCGAAACCAUUCCAGCCUCCAACUCGUCCAUUUCUACAACUUAAAGUCCAGUUAAAUUUUUAUUUAUUUUUGAUGCAAUAAUGUUUACCUGUCCAUUAAUUUAUUCACGGUGUAGUGAAAUGCUGGGUGCAUCUCAAGAUGAGAAAAGUAAAGAGAGUCUCUCCAAGAGGAGCACAAAGAGCAGCACAUCUUCAAUGGGUGGGAUUGAAAUCAGAGAAUCCCUGGAUCCCAGAAGGUUUGGGUUGGAAGGAACCUUAAAGCUCAUCCCGUUCCAAUGCCCUGGCCCUGGGCAGGGAAUAAUGGCCCAUCCUCACAGGAUCCAGGAUGGAUGGGGCUUGGAGAAGCCUGGUAAAGGGAAGGUGCAACUGGACGAGCUUUGAGGUUCCUUCCAACCCAAACCAGUCUGUGAUUCCAUGAUUUCAAAUCUGGGCUCUUACCCACAGCCCCCUGUUUGUGUCCUGCAGCAGCAGCUGGAGUACAGGGGAGUGGGCCAGAGAGGAACAGCACGUAAAAUAACGGGAGCAGGAACGGGAUCAUGGUUCUGGCAUGAGGGAGUGGCCAGGUCCUGGAUCCAAACCAAGUCCAGAACAAAUAUUUCCCUUCUCCCCCUCCCUCCCAGAACCCAGAGCUCCUGCUGCUAAGCAAUAAGCAAAAUAGGGAAAUGUCAGGGACCCUUUUUUACUGGCUUUGAAAACAAUUUAAUGGAUCUCACCACGUCAAGGAAAGUUUACCAAGUGUUUUCCAUGGUGGGAUGAAGGGCAGCAGCACAAAGUGCCACGGAGGAUGUGGACACCUCAUGAUAGCCCUGAAAUUUUAGGAAAUCAAACUUCCUGAAGGGAGUGUUUCUUGUAGGAGUGGUGUCAGGGACCUUGCACUCCAGGACUUGUGGCACGAGGCAAAGCCAAACAAAGCUCCAGGCUUGGAACAAACCUGUCCCUGUGGAUCCUGCCCUGCUGGCUGUGGGCAGCAUUCCAGCCCUUCCCUUGGACAAAACAUCCCAUGGCUGUCUUGUCCUUCCCUGCUGGAAAGGCUUCAGCUUGCCCAUGGCAGAGCUGGGCGUGCUGCCUGCUCUGGAGUGAGCUCCUGCAGUCCUGAACCUUUCCAGAAAGGAUCAAUGCUCUGUGCCAGGCCUGAUUCCUGUGGGCAGGAAAAUGGGGCUCAGGGGAUGGGUCUGAUCCUUCGUGUGAGCCCCAAACACGAGCCAUGGUGGGGUCCAUCCCUGCUCCCAGCUAACGAGAGACAGCACAAGAGGAAGCCACGGAACCUCAGUCAGUGCCUCAGUGUGGCUCACCCUUUUUCCACCCAAAGUUGCCCAAAACAUAAUGUUCUCCACAGAUAAUAUUGUGGAGAGCCCAGCCCACGCGUGGUGCUGCUGCUCCUUCCGCAGGAGAUGGGAUUAGCCCUGGCCAUACACAGCUUGCCAUGGAUAUCACUUCCCUCCCACUGGGAUAUCACAAACCAAAGCUGAGAUGAUCACUAGACCUUGCUCUGAGGUGUGUGUAGGAUCUGGGAUCCCGACUGUGCCUUGCAGAUGGAGUUUUUCUACAAAAGAAAAAAUUGGACUGCAGGAAAAAGCAUCUUAGUUCCUAAGCAGUGUUAAAAGUGCAUGGAAAUAGAAACUGAUGCCACAGAUCAUUAAAAUAUAUUAACCAGAACAAA